AUGGCUGAGACACGAAAAUAUAGAAGUCGUAAAAGCCGGCCAUGUGAUUUCUGUCGGCGGCGGCGCAUGGCGUGUCUGAAAAAAGAGAAGGCAGACAAGUGCGAGGGAUGUGGUCUUCGCAACCAGUCGUGCACGUACACUACGGGCCCUAUCAAGAAGAAGCGUCCAGACAGCUGGAAGGUGGAGACGGCCAACCCUUGCAUUUUUCGACUCGAGCGGCGACCAGACGUUGCUCCUGCCGAGAACAACGCAUUGGAGCUCCAUAACGGCAAGACUAGCUUGUUUGUGGGAUUCAGUGGAGACCGGGAUCCGUGGCUGUUGAGAAGAAUUGGGGAGGCAGCAGGCGCAGAUUCAGGGACAACAUAUUUGCUGAAGAAUACUAGCGCGCAAACGCCGAUUGUGUUUGCUAUGCACCCCACCGAGUAUCUCGAGCCACGCCCGGGGUGCUACGAGGUAGAUGCCGUGAGGGAGGCGGCCAAGCCCGUAGAAGACAGCUUGUUGGAGACGUAUUUCUCUGUGGUGAACUCCUCGUAUCCCAUCAUGAACCAGUCAGUUUUCUAUGAGGAACUGCGCAACGGGACGAUCUCUGCGACUCUUCUUGCUUCGAUGUACGUGGUGGCAUAUCCGUUUUUCCCCGACAAAUCUGUGGUUGAGAAGAAGGCUGCCGAUUGGUUCAAACUCUCAGACUUCACUGCGCGCGCUCUCCCACUGGAGCAAGGAGCGUCGACCAUGCAGACUGUCCAGGCAACCCUUCUGAAGCUGCACGAGCGCCCGAUGAUCAUUCGAGACGCCAACUUCCCGCGCCAUUGGGUACAGACAGCGUCUCUCGUUGCGUCUGCACAGGAACUGGGACUGCACAUUGACCCCGUCGGCUGGGACAUCCCAUGGCGAGAAAAGGCUAUGCGACGCAGGCUCUGGUGGCUGAUAUACGUGCACGACAAGUGGGAGAGCCUGGGAUUGUCGCGUCCUUCACACAUACACAGCGACGAUUUCAGUGUCGGCGAGAUCAGCGAAAGCGACUACGAGGACACGGUUCCGGGAGUACGGAUGUUCCUUGUGAUGGUGCGCCUGACCAAAGUACUUUCCGAGCUGCUAACGCGGUUCUACACGGUCAAGGCUCUGCAGAGACCAGCUGAGGAGUCCAUGGCGAUCGGCGUCGAGCUCUUAAACAGGAUAGAUGCAAUUGACACAAUGUACUUUCCAGUCGCAAGUCCUGCCGGACCUAUGGCUUCGUUGGUGCUCGCGAAGACAACGCUGGCACUGUCAUGCUGUCGGUCAAUCCUCUACACAGAUACAGAUGCGUGCUACGCGUCUCUGACUUCACGGGCUCUAAACUACUGCAGCGAGUUCAACGUGUUUCUUACGGGCCUGCAGUUUGACGGUUUCUGGUGGUGCUACUCACAGAUGAACUUCUCAAUUGUGGGAACCUGCAUGCUUGCCUUCUACGUAAUUGCACAAAGCAAGGUUGACGGCGAGGCUUGGAAGAGCCAGGUCGAGUGCUACCGCAACAAUCUGUCCGCGCUGGCCGAACAAACACACGUGACGCAGCUUGCCUUGAUGCGUUUCGAUGCGUUGUACGAAAGGAUCGGCAAGCGGACAGGAGGCGAUGUUCCGAAGAGAGUGGUGGCAACGGACGAAGACCUCUUUGGUGAGUGGCUAGCAAACAACGGAUUCUAGCCCGCGGGUCAUUUUGUUGGGUGUGCCACGACCAAAACAUUGUUUCUCUCGCUGCGGUAGCAUUGUUUUUUGCCCGCAGGAGGAAGAAAAUAAUAUAUAAGCCAGGGGGGUCUGGGGUAGUCGGCAAUGACCACCACAACUAUCACAACACUAAGACUGGAGAGCCGCUUCAAGGAACUCAAGCGCGAAAUCAUCAGGCCAGAAAACCACGAGGCUGUCCAGGCCUCCUGGGGAAGACUACUGAAAGCUCUGGACAGAAAGGCCGACGAGAUCAGCCGUGCAGGCUCGUCUUACAUCCCAGAGGUCAACUGGGGGGACAUUGAGAACGGUGGUUUUACCGAGGAGAUGACUUCUCUGAUCCACGCCCGCGGCUGCUUGAUUAUCCGCGACGUGAUCGACGAUGAGCAGUGCAACCAGUGGAGAGAGGAUACCAAGAAGUACAUCGAGAGCCAUCCUGGUAUCACCGGGACUCCACGCACUGGUGUCACCAGCAAUUGGUUUAUUCAUUGGUCGAAGGCACAAGUGGAGGCAAGAAGCCACCCUCGCAUGGUUCAGCUUAUGAAGGCUGUUGGUAAGUUGUACAAAAACAACGACCCUGACGCUCUUCUGGACAUGGACUCGCAAGUUGUGUAUGCUGACCGUUUGAGAAUCCGAUACCCCGGGCGCGACAGCACGCUCCCACUGCAUCUGGACUCGAGCUCUAUCGAACGGUGGGAGGACGAGCAGUACAGAGACGUGUAUCGGGAGAUUUUCGAAGGCCGAUGGGAAGACUGGGAUCCAAACCUCAUUGACAGACGUCCUUCUGCAAAUCAGGAUCUGUACCAAGGUAUGAGUAGCAACGGGUCUACGUGCAGUGUGUUUCGCUCGUUCCAGGGUUGGUUGGCUCUUUCUGACGCCAAGCCUGGCGAGGGAACCAUCUGGUUUUUGCCGGACCUGAAAUGUGUUUUGGCGUACAUUUUGCUCAGACCCUUCUUUGAUGAGCGGGGCAAUUUGGACCUGAGCUCUGCACAGUUCCCAGGCGCAACACCUGGCUCUGGUCAGUUCAUGGCAAACGACAGGGCCAUGUUUCCGCAUUUGCAGCAUGACAAGAGCGUGGUUGGCAUUCCUUACGUCAAGCCCGGCGACUUUGUCUUGUGGCACGCAGAUCUUUUGCACGAAGUGGACGAGGAGCACAAAGGCGACAAGGAGUCGUCUGUCGUCUAUAUUGCACACACCCCGCUGUGUCCUUACAACAUUGAGACUUUGAAGGACUCGAGAGAGUGCUUCGAAUCAGGAGCAAAGCCACGAGACUUUAGGUACGAAUAUGAUGAUGGUCCUGACGAGUCGUCGUAUGAGGAUCGGGGACGUGAGGAGCACUUGCUGUCGCUGGAGGGCAAACAAGCGCUGGGUUUGGUUCCGUUUGACGUGAAUGAGGAAGGUCUGACCCCGGGUCAAAUCGCCGUCCGCAAAAUGGCAAACGAGGCAAUGCAAGGAUAUUGGAGCACAAGUCAGUCAGCACCAGUUAUGCAGAAAACUAGCCAAGUUGAGUAGUUAAAGAAGAGAAUUAGAGCUUUUCAUAACAUAAUGUUAAUUGGGGCGUUCUCGAGGAUCUAGCCGAAAAAUCAUAUGCAACUUGAACAAUAAUGCUCAGCAAAUUUAUCUUUGUGCGCUGGGAAAAAGUGUGGAGUGCUAAGUGCGGCUAUCGCUUAAAUUUCCUAUCCAAGAAACAAGGUUUCGAAUCGAACACAUCAUUGUUUUUCUAAAUGAUUGAGGCUGCAAUCUGGUGACGACGUGUGGCAACUGAGAUAUUCAUAACGAGGCAGUGGGUUUGCACUGUAUCGAAGUUGUGGCAGACACUCUUUUCAGCCCGCCGUUUGGACCACGGUUCUGGCAGUUCCCAUAAAUGAUGGUGACAAAAAAUCUGAGGCGCUUGCCGCAUUUUGUGAUCCGAAGGUGUAUCUAUCGACGAUUAUUCAAUUUUGCCAAGAUAUCCUCAUGUACGGGUUUUCCACGUUCUUACCGUCGAUCCUAAAGAGCGAUCUUGGCUACACUUCACUGCAAGCACAAUAUCUGACAGUCCCCUGCUACAUGUUUUCGGGCAUUGUUUUCAUUCUUGCGGCCAGAAUAUCUGACAAGACUAGAAUAAGGGGACCGCUGAUUAUCUUGCUAGAUUUGUUUGGGGUUGUUGGAUACGCACUUAUCCUUGGAAACACUAGCAGCGGAGUCAAAUACUUUGCGUGCUAUCUCAUCUGCAUGUGCUUGUACGUCCCGGGGUUGAACGAAGCCUGGCUGGCCACGAACCUAGCUCCAAGAUUCAAGAGGGCCAUGGGUCUGGGAAUAAAUCAGACUCUGGGAAAUGUCGCAGGCGUUGUGAGCGCACAGGUCUACCGAAAGCCUCCAAAAUACGUACUGGGUCAUGCAUUUACUCUUGGGUGCAUUGGAAUGGGAAUUGUGUGCUCAGGGUUGAGCACGGUUCUCCUCGUUCGUCGCAAUAAGGCCAAUAUAAAAGCGUGCGAGACAGGCGUUGAUGUGCGUGGGCUGAAGCGAGAUAUUGGCGAUGACUCGAUUGAGUUCCGGUUUGUUACAUAGAAGAGAGGUUAAGAAUUAUAGU
Molecule: messenger RNA, 4267 nt
Organism: Ogataea polymorpha
Lineage: Eukaryota; Fungi; Ascomycota; Pichiomycetes; Pichiales; Pichiaceae
Exons: 1
Coding region: 1-1677 (558 amino acids)
Biological process (GO): DNA-templated transcription
Cellular component (GO): nucleus
Molecular function (GO): DNA binding; zinc ion binding; DNA-binding transcription factor activity, RNA polymerase II-specific
Source: RefSeq, a predicted model, not a curated record